Miscanthus lutarioriparius is the source of this 1284-nucleotide messenger RNA. The record is from the annotation of a GenBank genome assembly. NCBI's taxonomy places the organism in Eukaryota, Viridiplantae, Streptophyta, Magnoliopsida, Poales, Poaceae.
AUGGACCGCUACGCCGAGACGCAGGGCAAGAGGGCGCACGACCCGCUAUACAGCCCGCGGCGCGCCGCGAGGGCGACGGCCACGGGCUUCCCCGUGGGCGAGCACGGAGAGGUGCUGGCGGGGCCGGUGAUUGUGGGCGCGGGGCCGGCGGGGCUGGCGGUGGCGGCGUGCCUCACCAUGCGCGGCGUCCCGUACGUGCUGCUGGAGCGCCACGGCUGCGUCGCCUCGCUGUGGCGCCACCGCACGUACCGCAGGCUGCGCCUCCACCUGCCCAAGCGCUACUGCGAGCUGCCGCUUAUGCACUUCCCGCCAAGCUACCCGGACUACCCAACCAGGGAUCAGUUCCUCGCCUACCUCGAGGACUACAUCGCCACCUUCGGCAUCAGGCCCUUCUUCCACCAGGCUGUCGUCAGCGCCGAGCACGACGGUGACUUCUGGUGCGUCCGCACCGUCGUCGGCGGCGGCAGCGGCGGCGUCACCAGCGAGUACCGCUCCAAAUGGCUCGUCGUCGCCACCGGCGAGAACGCUGAGCCCGUCGUGCCCGACAUCGACGGCAUCCAUGCCUUCAGGGGCCUCGUCAUGCACUCCAGCGACUACCGCAGCGGCGAGGACUAUCGGGGUAAGAAGGUGCUCGUCGUCGGCUGCGGCAACUCCGGUACGGAGGUGUCUCUUGACCUCUCCAACCAUAAUGUGCACACCUCCAUGGUUGUGCGUGACUCGGUUCAUGUCCUUCCAAGAGAGAUCAUGGGGCUCUCCACUUUUGGUUUGUCCAUGUGGCUUCUCAUGUGUCUAUCAGUCCAGACAGUGGACCAGAUCCUCCUAGUGCUCACGCAGCUUGUGCUAGGCGACACUGCACGCCUCGGCAUCCCUCGACCUAGCAUUGGCCCAAUGGAGCUGAAGAAAGUCUCUGGAAAGACGCCGGUUCUAGAUGUGGGAACUAUAGCCAAGAUCAAGUCUGGAGACAUUAAAGUGUUUCCAGCAAUUCGAAGUUUCAAAGAGCAUGGUGUUCAGUUUAUUGACGGCAAAACCGAAUCAUUUGAUGUUGUGAUUCUUGCCACUGGAUACAAAAGCAAUGUUCCUUAUUGGUUGAAGGAGAAGGAUUUCUUUUCAGAGAAAAAUGGAUUUCCACACAAUUCAAAUGAAUGGAAAGGAAAGAAUGGCCUUUAUGCUGCUGGGUUCUCAAGACGUGGGCUCCUUGGUGUGUCUGUGGAUGCUACCAAUAUUGCAGAUGACAUCGUUCAAUGUUGGAAUGACUUUGGCUAUGAAAGACACAAGAGCAAAUAA